Sus scrofa (pig) is the source of this 6196-nucleotide messenger RNA. RefSeq names its product mitogen-activated protein kinase kinase kinase 21 (gene MAP3K21). The record is from RefSeq and is a predicted model, not a curated record. Gene Ontology annotation, biological process: protein phosphorylation. Lineage: Eukaryota; Metazoa; Chordata; Mammalia; Artiodactyla; Suidae. Gene Ontology annotation, molecular function: JUN kinase kinase kinase activity; ATP binding; protein binding.
GAGGGGCGGGCCUUGGAGGCGGGCUGGGCCCUGGCGGCGGUGCGACCCAGACGGUGGCUAGGCCGAGUGUGCUGCCAGCUGCCCACAGGCCCAACUUGCCACCAUGGAGCGACAGCGCCGGCGUCCGCGGAGACCGCUGCAGCAGCAGAGGCGGCCGAGGAGGAACGGGGGCUGGGACCAGGGCCUCCGGGUAGUGAGCCUGUGAACACCCACCGUCCCCCAGCCCCGACUCCUCCUUCCUGCCUUCCUGGGCUCCGGCUGUGACCCCGCAGGACGAUGCGCGCGGCCGGACUCCCCGGAGGCUAAGCCCGCUGCCCUGCGCUCCGCCCUCGCCGCCGCCCUCCAUGGCCUUGCCGGGCGCCGAGGGCGCGGUUGACAGGCCGGGGUCCCCCGCGCGGGGCGCCCCCGCCGCCUCCUCGUCGUCGUCGUCCGCCUCCUCCGGCGGCUCCGCCUCCGCCUCGGCCUCGGCGGGAGCGGGGCUGUGGGCCGCGCUGUACGACUACGAGGCGCGCGGCGAGGACGAGCUGAGCCUGCGACGCGGCCAGCUGGUGGAGGUGCUGUCCCAGGACGCCGCCGUGUCGGGGGACGAGGGCUGGUGGACCGGGCAGGUGCAGCGGCGCCUGGGCAUCUUCCCGGCUAACUACGUGGCGCCGUGCCGCCCGGCCGCCCUCCCCGCGUCGCCGCCCGCCCGGCUGCCGCCGCCGCGGCCCGGGUCGCCGGUGCACGUCGACUUCGAGCUGCUGGAGCUCAAGGAGCUCAUCGGCGCCGGCGGCUUCGGGCAGGUGUACCGCGCCACCUGGCAGGGCCAGGAGGUGGCGGUGAAGGCGGCGCGCCGGGACCCGGAGCAAGACGCGGCGGCGGCGGCCGAGAGUGUGCGGCGGGAGGCCAGGCUCUUCGCCAUGCUGCGGCACCCCAACAUCAUCGAGCUACGCGGCGUGUGCCUGCGGCAGCCUCACCUCUGCCUAGUGCUCGAGUUCGCCCGCGGCGGAGCGUUGAACCGCGCCCUGGCCGCAGCCAACGCCGCCCCGGAUCCCAGCGCGCCCGGCCCGCGGCGCCCACGCCGCAUCCCCCCACACGUGCUGGUCAACUGGGCGGUGCAGAUUGCGCAGGGCAUGCUCUACCUACACGAGGAGGCCGUCGUGCCCAUCUUGCACCGGGACCUCAAGUCCAGCAACAUUUUGCUACUGGAGAAGAUCGAGCAUGAUGACUUCUGCAAUAAAACGUUGAAGAUCACAGACUUUGGCUUAGCAAGAGAAUGGCACCGGACCACCAGAAUGAGCGCGGCGGGCACGUAUGCCUGGAUGGCCCCGGAAGUCAUCAAAUCUUCUUUGUUUUCCAAGGGAAGCGACAUCUGGAGCUAUGGGGUGCUGCUGUGGGAACUGCUCACGGGCGAGGUCCCCUAUCGUGGAAUUGAUGGCCUCGCUGUGGCCUAUGGGGUCGCAGUCAACAAGCUCACUCUGCCCAUUCCAUCCACCUGCCCUGAGCCCUUUGCCAAGCUCAUGAAAGACUGCUGGCAGCAGGACCCUCAUGUACGGCCAUCAUUUGCCUCAAUCCUUGAACAGUUGACUGCUAUCGAAAGGGCGGUUAAGACUGAAAUGCCUCAAGAAUCUUUUCAUUCCAUGCAAGAUGACUGGAAGCUGGAAAUUCAACAGAUGUUUGAUGAGUUGAGAACAAAGGAGAAGGAGCUGCGGUCCCGAGAGGAGGAGCUGAUGAGGGCCGCCCUGCAGCAGAAGUCACAGGAGGAGCUGCUCAGGCGGCGGGAGCAGCAGCUGGCCGAGCGGGAGAUCGACGUGCUGGAGCGCGAGCUUAACAUCCUCAUCUUCCAGCUGAACCAGGAGAAGCCCAACGUCAAGAAGAGGAAGGGCAAAUUCAAGAGAAGCCGCUUAAAGCUCAAAGAUGGGCAUCGAAUCAGUUUACCUUCAGACUUCCAGCACAAAAUCACGGUGCAGGCCUCCCCCAACCUGGAUAAACGGAGGAGUUUGAACAGCAGCAGCUCCAGCCCGCCCAGUAGCCCCACCGUGAUCCCACGACUCCGAGCUAUACAGCUGACCUCAGAUGAAAGCAAUAAAACUUGGGGAAGGAACACGGUCUGUCGACAAGAAGAAUUUGAAGAUGUAAAAAGGAAUUUCAAGAAAAAGGGUUGUACCUGGGGACCAAAUUCGAUUCAAAUGAAAGAGAGAGCUGAUUGCAAAGAAAGAAUAAGACCUCUCUCAGAUGGCAACAGCCCUUGGUCAACUGUCUUAAUAAAAAAUCAGAAAACUGUGCCGUUGGCUUCUUUAUUUGUGGACCAGCCAGGUGUUUGUGAAGAGACAAAGCCUGCCUCUGAUGGACUGGAACACAGAAAACCAAAGCAGAUAAAAUCACUGAGUCAAGCCUAUGUUGAUCUACCUCUUUGGAAAGAUGGCCAGAGAGAGAAUCCGGUGGAAGUGGAAAGCUGGGAGGAGGGAGUCCCUGUAAGCCCUGCCACCGGGACUCCUCAGGGGACCCCCCCAAACAGCCUAAGCAGACCCUCCCAGAGGAAGAAGCUGGAGUCUGCUUUGUAUGGCUGCACUGUGCUGCUGGCAUCCGUGGCUCUGGGCCUGGAUAUCAGAGAGCUCGCCAAAGCACAGGCCACCGAAGAACCCCCCGCCAAGGAGGAAAAGAAGAAGCGCGAGGGAAUCUUCCAGUGGGCUCCAAAGCCCCGCAGCGGCGCCAGCCCCGCCAUGAGGCUGCCGACCUCGGGCGAGGGGGCCAGCAGCACCCCCUCACCCACCCUGCCCAGCGCUGUGGGCCUCCUGUCCAUGCCUUCUCUCUCCACCAAGUGCCUGCUGCAGACGGAUGGCGAAGAUGCAUUCGAGAGCAGCACACACACCCCUGGUGACCCCGACAUGCCCACUCUAGCUCUUUGCCCUGGCUUUGGAGGGAGGGCUGAGGAGCCAGCCCCCGUGCCAGGACUGGAGGUCGGUCGCAGUGUGUGGGGAGACCUGCCUCCUUCCUUCGUAGAACAGGCUCACGGGGACGUGCCUUCUUCUGCUUCAAAAGAGAGAGCAGCACAUCACCGCCGGACCAUGUCUGAUGGACGUGCUUUCCAGCCCCCAGCUGGUGCAGCUCUCGUCUCAACCCCCAGAGCCUCGGAACUGCCCCCUGCGUGGGUUUGGGGGAUGCCCCCCUCCUGGUCUGGACCUCACAGCGACCUGCCACGUGAGGUCCCGCCGGAAAAACAAAGAGCUAUCCACGUGGUGCCUCUGCCCCGCCCCUCCUCCCAGAGAAGCGGGGCGGGUGCGUCGCCGGCCUUCCCACCACUGGGAACUGGGUCACAGCCUGCCCAGGCCGGCCCUGUGGUGGGCGGUCCAGCGCCAGCUCCCGACCAAUCCCUGGACGCCAAGGAGAGAACUAGGGCGCACGUGCCUUGCCUACUGGACGCGGACGUUGAGGGCCAGAGCAGGGACUGCACGGUGCCCCUGUGCAGGAUGGGGAGCAGAGCUGGCCCGCCCUCCUUGUACCAACUGGAGAAAGAAUUUCUGUCUUAAGUGCCUUAUGUUGUUCAAACAUUUCUUCUUCUUCUUCUUCUUUUUUUUUUUUUUUUUUAAGAACAAAUUAAAACAAUGUGUCUACCUUGAAUUGUUUCAUGCUGCUGUGCUUUCAGAGCUGUGGUCAUGUUACUAAAAUAAUAAUGGAUGUCUGCCUUCUCCAAAAAUGUAUGUGACUGCUAUUGGCUGUUUUUUCACUGGAUUCUUACCUAGUAACUUGAGAUACUACACGUGUGUGGAAAGCAAGAAAUGUGCAACAGUGUAAAACGCUGUUUAAGCACAAUUGUAAGUGCUUGGUGUGUUCCCACUUACCUCUUUGUACGUUCGCAGGCAUUGUAAUGGGUGUGCCAUUUCCGUUUCCUUAUUUCCUGUUUCCUUCCUUCAUUUUCCAUUUUCCCCUCAUUUUUCUCAUCUCUCUUUUUCAUGUCCUCUUUUUUUGUUAUUUGUGCAACAAAAAGCCAAGAAUAAUGUGCUAUUAGUAAGUGAAGGUGUCUGUUUAAAUAGAUUUGAUGACUAAAAUAGGCAGAUUUCUAAACUCAGCAAAAGGCUGAUAAUCGAUGCCCAAAUCUCACCUAAAAUAUGCAUAUUUCUCCCUUUGAGAAAAUUUUACUGAAUAUAACUUGUCAAGUUUUACUGAAUGUAACUUGCCAAAAUUUUAUCCGUUAGAACUCCAAAAUAGAAUUAAUUCAUUUGAUUCAGACCAUACAGAUUUUUGAUUUUUUUUGAUAUUUGAUUCAGAUCAUGCAGCUGAGAGGCGCUCACUAUAGGUUCCUCCUAUAGAAAGGGCCUUCCUUCAUCAGUAGCCAUCAAUUUUGUAUCCAGAAGUAUACAUCUUUUCUUUUUGUCAUAGAAUUUUUUUUUAAAUUAAUUGAGGCAUGUGUCAUGUAUUGUAAACAUUUGUAUCACUUAACUUUAUUUUUCUCUAUUGAAAUGCAUAUUUACCUCAGUCAUCCCAAAUGCUGUUAGAAACACUGCAAAGUGAAGAAACAGCAGUACUAUUUAACUUUGGGGGUUUUUUGGCCACAUCCAUGGCAUGUGGAAGUUCUUGGGAGGGUUUGAACCUGAGCCACAGCUGUAACCAAGCUGCUACAGUGACAAUGCUGGAUCCUUAACCCACUGCACCAAAAGGGAACUCCCUAAACAUUUUUAAAUAGUUAUUUCGCUUUUCACUUCCCAUUGUGGUGCAGCAGAAAUGAAUCUAUUAUCCAUGAGGAUGCGGAUUCAAUCCCUGGCCUUGCUCAGUGGGUUAAGGAUGUGGCACUGUUGUGGCUGUGGUGUAGCCCGGCAGCCACAGCUCUGAUUUGACCCCUAGCCUGGGAACUUCCACAUGGCAUGGGUGCAGCCCUAAAAAAAAAGCAAAAUAAAUAAAAACCUCUUAAAUUGUGGAUAAAUGUUAGAGAUCUGUUGGGUGAGAUAAAUUGAUAGGGUAGAAAGGAGAGAUACAGAUUAUUUUCAGAUGUGGAUCAAUAAAAUGAAUCUUGGGUAGCAGAUGAGGUUUUUAAAUCAUGUAUAAUUAUGAGUCACUUUUAUAAAUCAUACGGCUGUGAUAAAAACAGACCCCAGUGUUAUUAAGCUACUGAAAUGGCUAUCCAGGAGCUUGGGAAAUUUGCCUGGGUUUCUUUUGUUAAAUUUGUUAUGCCUCUAUCACUAGGGUAUGGUUAUUCAGAUGAUUGGCAAUAACUAUUUAAAAUUUAAAUGUUACUUGAUAUUUCAUUUAAAAUUUUACCUUGGUAAAGAUUUACCAAAUAACCAAAAGGUCUGUGAUUUAAAUUAAAUCAGAUGUGAUAAAAUAUCUACCUAUAGUAGAAGAGGAAGAAAGGAAAAUUAGAUUAUUUGGCCAUUUUGGAACAUCUUAGUCAUCUAACAAGUAUGCCCCAGCAAAGGAGGAACAGGGCGUGAAAGGAUUAUACUAAUAGAGGCGCCUUUUGCCCCAAGGAAGACAGUCUUGUAUUUAAAAUGCUUGCAGCAAAAUCUCAGGUACUUAAUUUAUUGUGUUAUGGUCUGUUCUGUGAUUUGGCUUCACAUUUGGGUGAUUAUUACCUGACGUAACAGAGAUGUGGUCUCCUCAAAAUUGUAUUACAUUUGAAAGUGUGGUCCGCUGCAUCAUAUUCAGUGAUUUGGGGCAGGGAACUUUCCACUAAAAGUAGAUAAAAGACAUGCCUACAGUAACACAUGAACCACAAAACAGAGAAGCUGUUUUCAGUUUUGCUUCUACCAAAACAUGGCUUGUAUGUUUGGGUGUGUGUGGUGUGUGUGGUGUGUGAGGGUGGGGGAAUGAACUGUCUCUCUUAUCCCUCUAUUCUGUUCCUGUUGCUAUUUAGCUUUAUUUUAGUCAACUCUACAUUAUGAUGAAUUUAGAAAUGAGGCUGUGUUAAAAAGAUAAUCAUGACAUAAGGACCCAAUCUCCCAUGGUAUUACAGAUAAUUAUUUUUGGCUGAGAUCUAUUGUACAUUUGUGAUUUUCUAUGUGUAUUAGUACACUUAGCAGAAUCUGGUUAUUUAUUUUCAUGUAGACAUAAUAACUCACUGAAAGGUAAAUUAAGCUGAUUACUCCUAGUCAACAAUUAAGGUGCUGCCACUGCAGAGAUUUAAGGCCUGGGCCUGAUGUGCUGUACUAUGAAGCUUUGUGACUGAACAAAAUGUUUACAUAUGUUGUCUAUUUUUUUAAUAAACUUUUUUUAUAGCUCA